UUCUUUACGAUGGCCAAUGUUGACAUUGUGGCUGUGGUAACUAGUGAUAAGACAACUCGUCAGCCAUGUUCUUUUAUAGUUACAUGAUAAUGGUCAGCCACCUCGGUAGCUUGCAAGCUGAAACAUUGAAGCUCUUUAGACUCGUUCGUGUAUAUUAUCCACUGUGUUUUAAACUCACUUAUGUCGUCUAGCUAGUUAUCCCAUUUAAUUUCAUAUUUACAUUGUUGUUAUUAGUCAGCUAGCUGGCUGGUUUAGUUCACUAGCCUAGAUAGCUAACUGUUAGCUAACACCUCCGACCAUGAGUUCACUGAGCUACUCUCCUCCUGCUAAAGAAGAGGAGGUCUGCUGGACGGAGAAAGAGGGUCUGUGGCUGAACGUUGUCGUGAAAGAGGAGAAAGAAGAAGAGGAUGUCACAGUAACAAAAGUAGAGGAUGAGGAUGUUGCAGUGAAAGAAGAGAAAGAGGAGGAUCCCGUUUUUGGAGUGAAGGAGGAGGGAGAGAUAACUGUCGUAUUGGAAGAAGAAGAGGAGGAUACUGGAGAUCUGAUUAACCCCAGCGAGAGACCAGACUCUCACUCUGACAGUGGAAAGGGUCCUUCAGGGGAACGAGACCCAGAGACGCCCAAACCAGCGAGACCUCACCACUGCUCCCAGUGUAAUAAGAGUUUUAAGUGGUUAUGUAAGCUGAAAAAGCAUGAGAAAAUACACACAGGAGAGAAGCCUUUCCAAUGCUCCCAGUGUGGAAAGAGUUUUACCCAGUUAGGGACACUGAAAAGGCAUGAGAGAAUACACACAGGAGAGAAGCCUUUCCAAUGCUCCCAGUGUGGAAAGGGUUUUACACGAUUAGGGAACCUGAAAAAGCAUGAGGGAACACACACAGGAGAGAACCCCUUACAAUGCUCUCAGUGUGGAAAACGUUUUACCAAGUUAGGGAACCUGAAGGAGCAUGAAAGGACACACACAGGGGAGAAAUCUUACCGUUGCUCUCUGUGUGGAAAGGAUUUUACCAAGCUAGGGAGCCUAAAAGUACAUAAAAGAAUACACACGGGAGAGAAACCUUUCCAGUGUUCUCAGUGUGGAAAAGGUUUUACACGGUUAGGGCAUCUGAAGGAACAUAAAAGAAUACACACAGGAGAGAAACCUUUCCAAUGCUCCCAGUGUGGAAAGGGUUUUACCUUGUUAGGGAACCUGAAUAUGCAUGAAAAAACACACACAGGAGAAAAGCCUUACCAAUGCUCCCAGUGUGGAAAGAGCUUUACACAGUUAGGGAACCUGAAGGAGCAUGAAAAGACACAUACAGGGGAGACAUCUUACCAUUGCUCUCUGUGUGGAAAGGAUUUUACACGGUUAGGGAACCUGAAAAGGCAUGAGAGAAUACACGCACUCUUUCCAAUGCGCCCAGUGAGGAGCAGGACUUGGAACCGGUUCAGGGAACAGAACCUAAACCCGGAAAAGAGCAAAACAUUUGAGGAACAGAAACAGAACCGAUAACGAAAGUGAUCUCUACCGUUCAUGAACGGAACCGUUAUUUUUGAAAAGCUUGGGAACCGGUUAAUGUUAUUUUAAAAGUAAUUGUGGAAAUCUAAAUUUUCAAAGUUAUUAUUCUGUUAAAAUCAUACCCAAAUAAUGUCUACUCGUAUUUUAUACACCUGUGAGCAAAAAGGUGUAACUGAAAUAACAAAAUCCAAUCAUUUGAAGUGGUGUCCGUUUGACCGUGUGUGGACCUCAUCAAUGUUCCCAUUUAUUUUACCUUUAUUUUACUAGGCAAGUCAGUUAAGAACAAAUUCUUAUUUUCAAUGACGGCCAAGGAACAGUGGGUUAACUGCCUGUUCAGGGGCAG
Oncorhynchus masou masou (cherry salmon) is the source of this 1838-nucleotide messenger RNA. Its product is annotated as zinc finger protein 70-like. The record is from RefSeq and is a predicted model, not a curated record. The transcript is spliced from 2 exons. Gene Ontology annotation, biological process: regulation of transcription by RNA polymerase II. Bases 299 to 1489 code for a protein of 396 amino acids. Gene Ontology annotation, molecular function: DNA-binding transcription factor activity; RNA polymerase II cis-regulatory region sequence-specific DNA binding. Lineage: Eukaryota; Metazoa; Chordata; Actinopteri; Salmoniformes; Salmonidae.